GACACCGGCGCCACGAAGGGGACGAAGAACCUGGUGAUGCCGGGCAGGCACCGAAACAUCGGCGGGCGCGAGGCGAGUGGCGCGUCGCAGCUGAAGUUCCAGGGCGCCACCUCCUGCAGCACCAUGGGCUGCGAGGGGAACCCCGCCCGGCACGCCAUCGACGGCUUCGUGAACACCGUCGCGGGCGUCAACCAGCUGAACACGUGGACGGGGGACCUCGGCAAGGUGAUGCAGGUCGCGCGCGUGGAGGUCACUUUCGAAUCCUGCCUCUGCGAGAAGAAGGACUCGAUGUUCCUCGAGGCGUCGUCCGACGGCGUCACCUGGAGGAACUACGGCUCGGUCAGCGACGUGACGCUGUGGGAGGGAAACAGGGCCGUGGCCUUCGAGCGCCCGCUGAACGCGCGGUACCUCCGCCUGCGCCCCGCCCUCGGGACAUGCGCAGCAGCGCAUGGCAGCGCCUGGGUGCCCAAAGCCCCCCGCCCUCGUACAGCUCCAAGCCCCGCCGCAACGACCAGUGGUUCUCGAUCCGAGAGGUGGAGGCGUUCGGCAGCAGCCAGCUCCUCGAGGAGGCCCCGGAGAAGCCGCUCUCGCCGCGCGAGCGCCGGCAGCAGAAGAAGAACA
Prorocentrum cordatum is the source of this 621-nucleotide messenger RNA. Lineage: Eukaryota; Dinophyceae; Prorocentrales; Prorocentraceae. The record is from the annotation of a GenBank genome assembly.